UUCGCCUCUCAACUUCUCAACGCUAUCUUCUUCUUCUUCUUCUUCUUUACUUCUCCUCUUUAUCUUCAACAAUGGCGCAAAACCACCACCGCGGGUGCCACCGUCGGAACCACCAGGAGACAGUCGGGGAGACCGAGGAGAAAAGAUCCAAGUUCUUUAUCAACGACCACGCGGACAUCCUCAUAGAAAUACUUAAACGCCUCGAUGGACGUUCCCUCUGCGUCGCCGCCAGCGUCUGCCGUCUCUGGUGCGCCAUUGCUCGCAACAACUCCCUCUGGGAAAACCUAUGCUUUCGAAACGUGUCUCCUCCAACUUCCAGCGUGCGGUCCGUGGUUCUUGCCCUGGGCGGCUACAAACGCCUCUACGUGGGUUGCGUGAGACCGGUGCGGAGCCUACUCGGACGAGUCAGGAGAGCUUCUAUGGCUCGCGACGAGGUCCAGCUCUCGUUGUCUUUGUUUUGCGUUGAUUACUACGAAAGACUUGGUGGAAGAAAUAGUAACGGGAGACUCGUCGGGGAAUCCUCACCAUCCUCGCUAAUGUUCCUAUGCAAGCCCGUGAAUGUUUGAUUUUUCGUCGCCUUUUAUCUUAUUUAUAUUUUCAAUUUAUUAUACUUUAAAAAUGAAAAUUAUCAUAAAAUUCUUU
Messenger RNA from Hibiscus syriacus, 642 nucleotides. Its product is annotated as F-box protein SNE-like. Lineage: Eukaryota; Viridiplantae; Streptophyta; Magnoliopsida; Malvales; Malvaceae. Gene Ontology annotation, biological process: gibberellic acid mediated signaling pathway; regulation of gibberellic acid mediated signaling pathway. Gene Ontology annotation, molecular function: protein binding. The record is from RefSeq and is a predicted model, not a curated record. The transcript has a single exon. Gene Ontology annotation, cellular component: SCF ubiquitin ligase complex. The coding region runs from base 72 to 566 and encodes 164 amino acids.